CAGCCCUCGGGCCGCCCCUCGCGCGCUCCUGGCGGGUUCUCCUCCCCGGACUGCGCAGGAGGGCCUGCUGGUGGUGGUCCAUGUGGUCCAUGGCGCUGCCCGCCUGGCUGCAGCCCAGGUAUAGGAAGAACACUUACCUUUUCAUUUACUACCUAAUCCAGUUCUGUGGCCACUCAUGGAUAUUUACGAAUAUGACAGUCCGAUUCUUUUCAUUUGGAAAAGAUUCAAUGGCUGACACUUUUUAUGCUAUUGGGCUGGUGAUGCGAGUUUGCCAAUCCAUUUCCCUCUUGGAAUUGCUGCACAUAUUUGUGGGCAUUGAAUCAAACCUACUACUUCCGAGGCUUUUGCAGCUCACAGAGAGAAUAAUCAUCCUCUUUGUAGUGAUCACCAGUCAAGAGGAAGUUCAAGAGAAAUAUGUGGUGUGCGUUUUAUUCAUCUUUUGGAAUCUAUUGGAUAUGGUUAGGUAUACUUACAGUAUGUUAUCAGUCAUAGGAAUAUCUUACACUGUCUUGACCUGGCUCAGUCAAACAUUGUGGAUGCCGAUUUAUCCUUUGUGUGUUCUUGCUGAAGCAUUUGCCAUCUAUCAAUCGCUGCCUUAUUUUGAAUCAUUCGGCACUUACUCCACAAAGCUGCCCUUUGACUUAUCCAUUUAUUUCCCAUAUGUGCUGAAAAUAUAUCUCAUGAUGCUCUUUAUAGGGCCUGCUACGUGAUAUGCCAAUUUUGAUAUGGCCAUUUUCCGUAGAGUUGUUUUCAGCAAAAUUCCAUGGAACAAGAGCCACAGAAUUAACAAGUGUGCCUAUUUAGCAGGCAGAUUCCUGGGCUUCGCUAAUGGUCUGUUGAGUCAGCAGCUUUGCUAAUGAGCUCAAGAACCUGAAUUUUGACAGGCUCCACAAAUGAGCCUUAUGCACGCUGUGGUUUAAGAACCACUGCUUUUGGGCCUAAAGAAUUUCAUCUUUGGACAGAAAAUGACUAAUAAACUAUUUAUAUAAAAACCACCCUAUGAUUUAGUUUUUUUGUUCAUAGAAUUGAGAUGACAUUCAUUUUUCCUUGUGUUUAAAUACUUUCAAAACAUGCCUUCAACAUGCUAAAUAGGAAUUAGUCUAUUUUGCUAAGCGUAGCUAGAGUUUUAAAUUUCAUCUUCCAAAAAAUUACAAUUUCAUAUGAAAAUCAAUUAGUAAAAACAUGCCUUCAGUCAUCAGAUGACUGUGUCUAUUGUGUGCUUCCAUUGUGAUAUUCAGCCGAACCACGGCCUCUCGUGAGAGAAUGUGGUCUGGGGUUAAUACCACUGGGCUGGAGACCCAGCUCUAAUGCUUACUGAAUGCUGAGUUCAGUUUCUUUAACUGACCAAGGUGGUUGUGAAGAGCAAAUCAAGUAUGGCAAAUUAAACCUUAUAAAGGACUAUACAAAAGUAGGAAAUGUAUAAAGUCUUCUGGAUGUUUAUGCCACAUAAGGGUUUAUUAUUUAUAUUUUCUGAACAAAAGCACCAUAAGGGCAGUAAUGUCAGAUCUUGUUCACUUUUACCCUAGUACCUUGUAUGGUGAUGCAGGGUAGACAGUCAUAAUUGGGCAAUUCUGAUUUUAUGGAUUAUUACCUAUCUUAAACCUAUUUUAAGAAAUCAGAUUAAAUUAGAUAUUAUUUCAAUUACAUUUGGUUAACCUCAAAAGGUAUCUCAUAUUCAGAAGACACAUAUAGGUUCUUUAAAGAAUACAUGCAAGUAUCUUUUCUGAAAGUUUUAUUUGCUCCUAAAAUAUUUUAAUAGCUAAGGAGACCAAUUUUUUAAUGAAGAAAUUUCCAUUAUCUUUCCAAGUCCCAGUGUAGAUGCCAUCAGGCUUAAGCCUAUGUAUGACAGCUACUAUUUUUCAAUGAAACAUACAAAAAUGAUAGCAUUUCUAGUAAAUUUUACAAUGUAUAAAGCAUAUUUUUGUAUCCUUUCCUUUAAUUCUCACAACUACUUUGCAAGCUAAAUUAUUUCUUUCAGUCAAAAAAUAAAACCAGUGCCUCCCUGGUGGUGCAGGGGUUAAAGUCUCAGUACUAUCAAGCUAUCACCAGUCACUGUGGCUUGAGUUUGAUCCCUGGCCAGGGCAUAGCAGACCCCUCCUGUCUUGCCUGCUGCUCCCCUCAGCAGUGUAUUUCAGUAGAUCUGCCUGUUCUGGCCCCCAUUCUGUCUCUGGUGAAACCUCUCACCCCUCCACACCUCUGGCCUAUACCCCAGUCCUUGUAUGCAUAAAAUAAAAAAUAAAUCCUAACAAAACCAAAGCCAUGGAGUCAUCAUGUCAUUUUUAAUUCAGUUUCAUAUCCAAUAAUGAAGUUGAAAUUAUUUACAAGUUUCCUAUAUUUGAGAAAAAACAGAAGAUCUUUCUAAAUUGCAAUUUUGAAGAAGUUUUUAAUGUUUAUGGAGAUUACCUUCAUACAUAACUUUGUGUGUGAUUUAAGAAAGAUGAGACUUUGGAGUUUCCGAGAUCAGAAUGAAGCAUGUCCUUCCAGAAACAUAAAAACAUAUGACGUCACCUAAAACCAGAGCAAUGGUGAUACACAUGCAUGGACGAGGAUGAUGCUGUGAGAUGUUUUUCCACAGAUGUGAUGAAGAUGUGAACUGUUCCAGUUACAUUCUGUGCCAUGUUCCAUCUGAAAUGCUUGCAGCUCUGACUGAUUAGGCUGGUUGGUUGGGGUUAGAGAUACAAACUGACCACACAGAGACCUAGCCUGUAACUCUGGCUUUAAUAAAGGUUUCCAUCUCUCUUAACCAAAUGGUCUGAUUUAUUUU
This is a messenger RNA of Talpa occidentalis (Iberian mole), 2764 nucleotides long. It is a transcript of the gene HACD4, whose product is annotated as 3-hydroxyacyl-CoA dehydratase 4. Lineage: Eukaryota; Metazoa; Chordata; Mammalia; Eulipotyphla; Talpidae. The coding region runs from base 81 to 710 and encodes 209 amino acids. Gene Ontology annotation, molecular function: 3-hydroxyacyl-CoA dehydratase activity. Gene Ontology annotation, cellular component: endoplasmic reticulum membrane. The transcript has 7 exons. Gene Ontology annotation, biological process: sphingolipid biosynthetic process; fatty acid elongation; very long-chain fatty acid biosynthetic process. The record is from RefSeq and is a predicted model, not a curated record.